AUGCGUAUAGAAGCAUUGGCAGCGAGUCUGCUGGCGGGCUUGACUUCAGCAUCGACUUUGACGCCGCCUGUUCUUCCUCUGAUCGUCCGCAAUCCGUACCUCUCUACAUGGCUAGCCAAUGCAAGAGAUGAGCCAUGGUCGAAAUGGCCAAUGUUCUACACCGGUGACUCGUUGGGUUUUUCAGUAUUAGCUUCCACUCCAGAUACUUCGACCGUUUACCCUCUUCUCGGACGUCCACAGGACUCUCUGGACAAUGAGAGCACAAACUACACCAUCUCGAACCCAAAGUACCUUGGAGCUCAGUACGAUGCUUCCACCACCAAUUUGACAUACACCAUCACACCGAAUCAUUCAUCCAAUGGCAGCGCCGAGGUUGUGCUUUCAUUUCUGUCCCCGAUAACUCCCACUUCAACUCUGAGGCAGUCGAUUCCAGCUAGCUACCUUUCAAUCCACGUGAAAGGAAGCUUCGAUCUUGACAUUUAUGUCGACGUGAAUGGCCAAUGGGUGAGUGGGGACCGUGGUUCCCACAUCGAAUGGAACUUGCAUGAACAGAUUGCGAAAGACACCACUAAGCUCAAGACUUGGAGGGUCAAGAGAAGCAACGAGGAGCUCUUCACCGAAAAGGCGGAUAGAGCAGAAUGGGGAACUCUCCAUUUCACAGGACCCUCAGAUGUUGCACACGAAUGUGGGACGUCGGGUAUCCUUCGUAAUCGAUUCGCAAAGACUGGGAAGCUGAACAAUGCUGUUGACAACUCUUUCCGAACGAUCAUGGACGAGGAACCUGUAUUUGCCUUUAGCAAGAAAUUCAACUUGGGAUCCGGCGAGAGGAACGAGGACAGCGUUCUGUUCACAAUCUCACACAUCCAGAAUCCCGUCACCCAGUUUGCUUCUGCCAGGGGAUUGACGAUGAUGCGACCACUCUGGAUGUCGUACUUUUCCUCAGACGAAGCGCUGAUCGACUUUCACUACCACGACUUUCGCCAUGCCUUGAGUCUUGCGUCUGAUUACUCCACUCAAGUGGCAAAGGACGCAUACGCGAGCGGUAGCGAUAGUUACAAGGACAUCGUUGAGUUGAGCGCGCGGCAAGUCCUGGGUGCUACGGUGUUCAGCGGAACCCCGGAGAAUCCCAUCCUAUUCCUAAAGGAAAUCAGCAGUAAUGGCAACUGCCAAACCGUCGAUGUCAUAUUCCCUGCUUUCCCCUUCUUCCUAUACACAAAUCCUCGAUGGUUGGCAUACCUCUUGGAGCCUCUUCUCGAGCACAUGCUCAGCGGUCAGUACCCCAACGAUUACACAAUGCAUGACUUGGGCACACAUUUCCCUAAUAUGACUGGCCAUUCCGAUGGGAAUGAUGAAUACAUGCCGGUGGAGGAAUGUGGUGACAUGCUCAUCAUGGGUCUUGCGCUGGUCAACAGUCUGUCAUAUGGUUCGGACAGCGAGACACAGUCGCCAUGGAGUGCUCUCGGUGCGGCCAAGAAGGCUUCCGAGAUCGAGAUGCUCGCCGAUGAUAUCAGUCCAUUCGCCCUACCCUCCCAGCCUGAGACUCGAGAUGGUAUUUUCGGCCUCGACGAUGCAUGGGGAGGCGCAAGCUCCGCCCACCAGGCUAAGAAAUGGCUAUCGAGAUCAUACCGUCUCUGGAACCAGUGGAGUGGAUAUCUCGUCGACUAUUCCCUUUACCCUGCGAAUCAGCUUUGCACGGAUGACUUUGCCGGCUGGCUUCCUCUGAUGACGAAUCUCGCGCUCAAAGGUAUCGUUGGCCUCAAAGCCAUGAGCGAGUUGGCAGAAGUCGCUGGCGARGUCGAAGAUGCCAAGUACUAUCGCAACAUCAGCGAGACGUACAUCAAAGAGUGGGAAACUCAGGGAAUGUCCAGGGAUGGUGAGCGUGCCAAGUUGUCCUACGACUGGUACGGCUCCUGGACGACUCUUUACUCUUUGUACGCAGACGCCGUGCUCUGCUUCCACCCCACUCUCAACUCCACAGAGAGUAGUAUCGAAUUGGCACACGGUGGUUCACAGCAACCCAUACUUUCUAGUCUAGGCAAGAAGAGCAGCAACUUCAUCCCCGAUCACAUAUACACUGCUCAGUCCCGCUGGUACGAGACUGUGAUGCAGAAAUAUGGAUUGCCGCUGGACAGUCGUCAUCUCUACACCAAGAGCGAUUGGGAGUUCCAGGCGGCGGCGGUGGCUUCCAAGAAGACCAGAUCUCAGAUCUUGGACAAGGUAGCCACAUGGUUGAAUGAGACGAGUACGGAUCGGCCAUUUACCGAUCUUUACAAGACGGAGGAGGAUGGCGGAUUUCCAGGUCCCAACUUCUUCGCUCGUCCAGUGGUGGGGAGUCAUUUUGCUUUCCUAACUCUCGAGCGGGCUUGUCAGGGUAAGGGAGCGGCUGCAUUUGCAUAUGAGGAGUGA
Molecule: messenger RNA, 2406 nt
Organism: Ramularia collo-cygni
Lineage: Eukaryota; Fungi; Ascomycota; Dothideomycetes; Mycosphaerellales; Mycosphaerellaceae
Product: related to glutaminase A
Exons: 4
Coding region: 1-2406 (801 amino acids)
Source: RefSeq, a predicted model, not a curated record